Messenger RNA from Pelobates fuscus (common spadefoot toad), 2378 nucleotides. RefSeq names its product speckle type BTB/POZ protein like (gene SPOPL). The record is from RefSeq and is a predicted model, not a curated record. Gene Ontology annotation, cellular component: cytoplasm; nucleus. Bases 497 to 1675 code for a protein of 392 amino acids. Lineage: Eukaryota; Metazoa; Chordata; Amphibia; Anura; Pelobatidae. Gene Ontology annotation, molecular function: ubiquitin protein ligase binding. The transcript has 12 exons. Gene Ontology annotation, biological process: regulation of proteolysis; proteasome-mediated ubiquitin-dependent protein catabolic process.
GCGGGGAAUUUUUAAAGCCCGUCCAAAUCGGGACUAAACUACGGCAACCCGGAGAGGAGCGGGGCGACGACGACGAGCGGGGCUGUCCCGAGCCGGUCGGGGCAGUUAGCAGGAUGGGGCGGCGGCCGGUGCGGCGGUUACCAUAGCAACGGUCAGCACUUUGGGGAUCCAGAGGCCUUGAGCUGGGACUGGGCCACAUCCUAUAGUGACAUAUAGCAGCAGGAGCAGGAGCAGCAGGAGGAGGGGAGGGGGGUGACCCUGGGAUCAUGACCAUCCCGGGAACAACUCCACACACAGCACCCCAACUCUGGCAGGUGGAAUUUAGAGUAUUAGGACCUUGUAUCGAUGAGGUCCUCUAAGCAGCUGGGGAGUUAAUGUUGCCAUGCAGUGCUUGGAUAUCUCUUCUUCUUAGCACAGUGCAUAAAUUAUGGUGAGAUAAUAGAGACUUCGAACCAAAGCUUUCUUUCAUAUUGAAAACAAUUGCCUAUGUGUGACGAUGUCUACAGUACCCUCACCACCUCCCCCGGCUGAGAUGUCAAGUGGGCCUGUAGCUGAAAGCUGGUGUUACACACAGGUCAAAGUAGUGAAGUUUUCCUAUAUGUGGACCAUAAAUAACUUCAGUUUUUGCCGAGAAGAAAUGGGGGAAGUUUUAAAAAGUUCAACUUUUUCCUCUGGGCCAAAUGAUAAGAUGAAAUGGUGUCUUAGGGUUAACCCUAAGGGAUUAGAUGAUGAAAGCAAAGAUUAUCUCUCCUUAUACUUACUCCUCGUCAGCUGUCCAAAAAGUGAAGUUCGAGCAAAAUUUAAGUUUUCUCUCCUCAAUGCUAAAAGGGAAGAAACGAAGGCUAUGGAAAGUCAAAGAGCAUAUCGGUUUGUUCAAGGCAAAGACUGGGGCUUUAAGAAGUUUAUUAGACGGGAUUUUUUACUUGAUGAAGCCAAUGGUCUUUUGCCGGACGAUAAACUUACACUUUUUUGCGAGGUCAGUGUGGUUCAAGACUCGGUGAACAUAUCCGGCCAAUCUAGUACAAACAACUUAAAAGUACCAGAAUGUCGGCUCGCUGAAGAUUUAGGCUAUCUCUGGGAAACCACAAGAUUUACAGAUUGCAGCCUGUAUGUAGGAGGACAGGAAUUCAAAGCUCAUAAAUCUAUCCUUGCAGCUCGCUCUCCAGUAUUUAGUGCAAUGUUUGAACAUGAGAUGGAAGAAAGUAAAAAGAAUAGAGUAGAUAUUCAUGAUGUAGACCCUGAAGUGUUUAAAGAAAUGAUGAGGUUCAUUUACACCGGUAAAGCGCCUAAUCUUGACAAGAUGGCUGAUAACUUGUUGGCAGCAGCAGAUAAAUAUGCACUGGAACGGCUAAAAGUCAUGUGUGAAGAAGCGUUGUGUAGUAACCUCUCAGUAGAAAAUGUUGCCGAUGUCCUUAUAUUGGCAGAUUUGCACAGUGCAGAGCAACUGAAAGCACAAGCAAUAGACUUUAUAAACCGAUGUAGUGUUCUCAGGCAAUUGGGUUGCAAAGAUGGGAAAAACUGGAAUAGCAAUCAAGCAACAGACAUAAUGGAAACAGCAGGCUGGAAAUCCAUGAUCCAAUCCCAUCCACACUUAGUAGCAGAGGCCUUCAGAGCACUCGCUUCCGCACAGUGCCCACCGUUUGGAAUUCCAAGAAAGCGGCUAAAACAGUCAUGAAUUGGCAUAUGAACUUUCUGUCUUUUCAAAUUCUAUAAGGACAUUAGCUCUGGCUCCUGAGCUGGCUGAAGAGUUUGUUCUUCUCUUUGCUCUGAGACCACCAGAGGCCAAGCAAGACUGCAGUUCAUACUAACCCGGCAUGGCGUGCCAGAUGAGCAAUGAACUCCUUGCGUCUUAAGCACCUUGUGAACGCAAAAAAUAUAAAGGCCUGUGCACGGUCUUGCUCGCUUUUAAAUGAUGUACCAAUUCAGUCUCUUUGAGAGACCACUCCACAUGGGUGGGGUGAGGCAUAGAGUCCCUUGGUAUCACACAUACCUGCCACAGGUCCUGUAUUUGAUCGGACAUGCCCAUAGAAUUGAAAAUCAAUUGUAGUGUUUGCUUUGCGGAUAGAUGACCUGAUCUAAUCCACAGCUUUAAAAUUUAGACUGGUCUCUAAUUCACUGAAUGGCCUUAAAUUCCUUUUAAUAGACCCAGUCUAAAUUGUCUCAUAUUUGCCAGUUGUGUCAGAUUUUUCUUUAUCUCUCUGCUUUUUUUCCCCUUUUUUGUAUUUGUUUUUUGUUUUUACAGAUCGUGCCUUGUCAUGUGACUUGGCUACGCAGGAUUGCACUAACUCCAUACUGCAGUAAUAACAGAAUAUAAAUGUAUUGUUAACAUAAGCUUUGAUUUCUCUCUCUCUCUCUCUCUCUCUCUCUCUCUCUCUCUU